Molecule: messenger RNA, 2460 nt
Organism: Wasmannia auropunctata (little fire ant)
Lineage: Eukaryota; Metazoa; Arthropoda; Insecta; Hymenoptera; Formicidae
Product: sorting nexin-8-like
Exons: 9
Coding region: 347-1894 (515 amino acids)
Biological process (GO): retrograde transport, endosome to Golgi
Molecular function (GO): phosphatidylinositol binding; protein binding
Source: RefSeq, a predicted model, not a curated record
CACGAGGAUCGGCGUUCCGCGACGUCCCCGUCGCCAGUCUUUCGCCGCGCGGCGACAGCGUAUGUUGUGCGGGUGUUUUUUUUUUGUUUCACGCGUCCGCGUUGUUGACGUGUCGCAACGUCGUGCGCUCUUGCGAGUGCCGCGAGUGCCUGUGGCCGCGCGUCACGAGAUCGUUCGUGCUCGCGUGACCGGAACGAGAGAGCUCCGAUCCGGAUCACACCGCGGUGCCGUCGUUUUAUCGAGGAUCAUCGAGGAUUAUUUUUCGAUCUCUCUCUCUCUCUCUCCCUUUCUUCUCUUCUCCACCGCUCGAACGGAUGAUCCACGGAUGAUCCACGGAUGAUCCAACAUGGCGUCGACCGAUCUGUCGUUCGGCUCUAUACCGGCGUUCUACAGAGAAGUCUAUGAGAAGGUCUGCUCGCCCACCAGCGGAAACGUGAAGCUCGAGGUGUUCAGGUCCCUGCUCGUCAAGUCGCAGCUAAGCGGUGCCAUCGUCAAUCAGAUAUGGAAGCUGGUAGACAGCAAGACAGGUUAUCUCACGAGAAGCGGCCUGUACAAAGGCCUCGCUCUCGUCGCCUUCGCUCAACAGGGAAAGCAACCGAGCGACAAGCUUCUGGAAAACUCCGAAUCCCAAGAAUUACCCGUCCCCGCGCUGGGAGAUCUGUCGGAAGUGACGCUCCUCGCGCAGAGGCUGCACCGGGGCAAUCCCGCAAAGCUGAAUCACACGUACUCGGACAUCUGUAAUCUGGACACCAUCGAGGUCAAUCUCGUUCCCGAGAAGAAGGGCAUCUUCCUGAAGCACGUGGAGUAUCAGGUCGCCAGCAAGAGGUUCAAUUCCGUGGUCUACAGGCGUUACAAUGACUUCGUGUCGUUGUACGAUCUCCUCCUGGCCCGGUUUCCCUACAGAUUGAUCCCCAAGUUACCGCCGAAGAAAAUUGUAGGAGCGGACUCGCAAUUUCUCGAGGAGAGGCGGCGCUCUCUCCUGCGGUUCCUCACGCUGAUCGCCCGCCACCCGGUGGUGAGCGAGGACCCGAUCGUGCAGUUCUUCUUCACGUACACCGGCGACGAGACGCAGCACAAGAUCCGCGAGGUGUUCAGGCGCGUGCCGGACGAGUUCGCCACGUCCGAGCUGUCGUCGCGGGCGAAGGAGCUGAUGCCGCCCGAGACGCUGACCGAGUUCGCGAACAGCCGCGACCAGAUACGCGUGAUACUCCUCGGGAUCUCCCGGCUGAAGCACAUCGCCGACAGCCUGGCGAUCAGGUCGCACAAUUACGCGGUGGACAUGGCCGAGCUCGGCAAUCAGCUGAGCACCUUGGCCGCGGAGCAGCACAGCACCGGCAUCUGGGUCACCGGCAGCUCCAGCCUCUGGCAGGACAUGAAGAAGGGCUUUCACGUAAUCUCGAAGGAAUUCAACCUGCUGUCGACGAGAGCGCUCCAGCAAGCGGUCAGAGAGGAGACCAUGGUCUGCGAGAGGCUUAAUCUCCUGCUCGACAUCUUGGUCGCGCACAGGAUGCUGUGCGAGAGACACGAGCGGGGCGUCAGCGCCGAUCAUCAACGCGCCCUGUCCACGAUGCUGUCCCUCAAGAAGCGGCAGAUGCAAGGCGUCAUUCGCGGUACCGACGCCGACACCGUCGAGUACCUCGAGAACAAGAUGGUCUCCCAGGAAUCCGUGAUCGCCAACGUCGAGCUGCGGAACUGCUUCUCGCUGCUGUGCCUGCACAUGGAGACCCAGCUCGUGCACGCGCACCUCGAGAUCCUCGCCACCGUGCUGCAGAGCCUCGUGAGCGUGCAGAUCCGCGGGCAUUCCGAGUUGGCGGAAGUGUGGAAGCUAAUCGAACCGACGAUUACAAAGUGUUUACCCGAGAAACUGGCGAGCGGCUCCUCCAACGGGGGAUAGCACAGGAGUAGCGAAGUUUCGUAUAUGUCCCCACAGAUCAUGCGUUGCCAAAUAACUGAUAAACCGAAACUCUUGUAUACAAUUCCUAACAUUUCCUAAGUAAACAUGACCGUUGACGGCAGUACGAUUGCCGAAGGACGAAAGGGAAGAAAAGUGCGAAAUCUCCACGGUCGUUCCGCGUCGACCGCAUAAAUUCUAUAUCCAUCUACGUAUAUAGAUUCUAUAUCUGAUUAUAUAAAUUAUAAAUUCCUGCAGCAUUUGUGUAUCCUUGGAUUAACGAAGUGAUUAAAUAUCACGCACGAUGUUUAACCGGAGAUAUUUUAUCUUUUAUUAUUAUAUUACGAUAAGGAGAAAUCUCACGAAUAUGUAUAGCGCGUUCAAGUUUUAAACAUUCCCUGUUGUGUACUUAAUAUAUUUUAUGGACCAGUGAAAUAUUUCUCUAAUUCUAAUUCUCGAAUAAUUGUUAAAUCGCUAUGUACAUAGGAACUUAUAUAUAGGUUGUAUAUAUACACACGUCAUAUCAAUGCGUGAAAAGUGCCUAUGCGAUUGUAAAUAUAUACAUAUAU